CCGAUCGCGGCCAGCCGGCAGGAGUUCGAUGAAAUUCCUACAGUGGUUGGGAUCUUUAGUGCAUUUGGCCUUGUCUUCUCUGUGUCCCUUUUUGCUUGGAUCUGCUGCCAACGUAAAUCUUCCAAAUCCAAUAAGACCCCUCCAUAUAAGUUUGUCCAUGUUCUGAAGGGGGUUGAUAUUUACCCUGAGAAUCUCAACAGUAAGAAGAAAUUUGGAGCAGAUGACAAAAGUGAAGCAAAGAACAAAUCAGCGAUGCCGAAGAGUUCUCUCCAUCUUGACCUGGAGAAGAGAGAUCUAAAUGGCAACUUCCCCAAAACAACCCCUAAAAUCCAGAGCUCUCCAGGUCUUGAGAAUUUGUCUCCUAAGCACUUUGCAGAAAAGAAGAAAGAUUCAGUAUCCCCUGAUAGUUUAAAAUCCAUCACUUCCCUGUCAUGUGAAGAUAAACAAGACAAGCUAGGAACUCUCUUCUUCUCCUUAGAGUACAACUUUGAGAAAAAGUCAUUUGUAGUGAACAUCAAAGAAGCACGUGGGUUGCCAGCAAUGGAUGAACAGUCAAUGACUUCUGAUCCCUACAUCAAAAUGACAAUCCUGCCUGAGAAAAAGCACAAGGUGAAAACCAGAGUGCUGAGAAAAACCUUAGAUCCAGCUUUUGAUGAGACUUUCACUUUUUAUGGGAUCCCUUAUAGCCAAAUUCAAGACUUGACACUUCACUUCAUGAUCUUGAGCUUUGACAGAUUUUCCAGAGAUGAUGUCAUUGGAGAAGUCCUCAUUCCCCUCGCAGGAAUUGAACUAUCAGAAGGAAGGUUGCUGAUGGACAGAGAGAUCAUCAAAAGAAAUGUUAGGAAAUCAUCUGGACGUGGAGAAUUACUGAUCUCUCUCUGUUAUCAAUCUACAACAAACACACUCACUGUGGUUGUUUUAAAAGCCAGGCAUCUACCUAAAUCUGAUGUGUCAGGAUUAUCAGACCCUUAUGUCAAAGUGAACCUGUAUCAUGAUAAGAAGAGAAUUUCUAAGAAGAAAACCCAUGUGAAGAAAUGCACCCCCAAUGCAGUGUUUAAUGAAUUGUUUGUCUUUGACAUUCCUUGUGAGGGUCUUGAUGAUAUCAGCAUUGAAUUUUUGGUGUUAGAUUCAGAUAGGGGGUCGAGGAAUGAGGUCAUUGGCCGGUUAACCUUGGGAUCUUCAGCAGAAGGAACCGGUGGAGAGCACUGGAAAGAAAUUUGUGAAUAUCCUAGGAGACAAAUUGCCAAAUGGCAUAUGUUAUGUGAUGGUUAGCAGCUAGAAAGGGGCUGGAACUUCAGAUACUAUCUAUGUUUCCAUACACAAGGAGCUGUUUUCUUUCUUUGCUAUGUAUAAUUAAAGGCUUGUAGUGCCAAGGUGACUUCUUUUUUUAUAUUUUUUUUUUUUUUUGGGGGGGGGGAGGAGGGGAAGAAAAAUUGGCUUGAAUUAUCAGAAGAGAAGGUAACUAAAUAUUUUCACAGUAAACACAGGAAUUUCUCUUUUAUUAAACUUUAACAUGAU
Molecule: messenger RNA, 1518 nt
Organism: Merops nubicus (carmine bee-eater)
Lineage: Eukaryota; Metazoa; Chordata; Aves; Coraciiformes; Meropidae
Product: synaptotagmin-4
Exons: 4
Biological process (GO): vesicle fusion; regulation of calcium ion-dependent exocytosis; calcium-ion regulated exocytosis
Cellular component (GO): membrane; axon; synapse
Molecular function (GO): clathrin binding; calcium-dependent phospholipid binding; SNARE binding
Source: RefSeq, a predicted model, not a curated record